Molecule: messenger RNA, 471 nt
Organism: Gryllus bimaculatus (two-spotted cricket)
Lineage: Eukaryota; Metazoa; Arthropoda; Insecta; Orthoptera; Gryllidae
Source: the annotation of a GenBank genome assembly
CCCGGCGGCGGGAGCAGCGCGGCGCUGAGCAGCGCCGCGGGGGCGGUGGGCGGCGUCAACGGCAACGGCGGCGGCGGCAACGGCGGCGCGGGCGGCGGCGGCCUGGGCAACGGGGCGUUGGGCGGCGGCGGCGGCGGCGGCUUCUUCCACGCGGGCGGCGCGGGCGCCAACGGCCUCCUGCCCGGCGCGCUGCCCGACUUCCGCGUGGCGCAGUCUGGCGACGCCACCUGCAACGGGCUCUUCUCGCCCAACGAGGGCUCCCGCACCAUGACCCUCCGCAAAGCAGCCGCGUCGCCGCUCAAGUGCCGCUUCCCGCAGUGGCUGACGGUGUCGCUGCACUGGCACACGCUCGACUACAGCCGCAUCUACGCCUUCAGCCACCGCAACUACACGCUGCGCAUCUCGAACGCGUCGGCGCCCCUGCGGCCGGCCGGAGGCCCCGGCGCCGGCGCCGCGCAGCAGCCCGCGUGA